This is a messenger RNA of Spodoptera frugiperda (fall armyworm), 858 nucleotides long. RefSeq lists its product as uncharacterized. The transcript has 2 exons. Lineage: Eukaryota; Metazoa; Arthropoda; Insecta; Lepidoptera; Noctuidae. The record is from RefSeq and is a predicted model, not a curated record. The coding region runs from base 1 to 858 and encodes 285 amino acids.
AUGAGUACCCAACCACUCAUAGCCAAUGAGUUGCUGGCAUUUAUUCAACAUGCCAUCGACACGAUGGAUGAGGUUAGCAUCUUGCAAAUCUGCAAAUCUAACUUCAAGGAGGAAGACAUAAGUAGCGGCAAAAAGUUGCUAUUCCAAUGUCUUGGAAAGCUGGACGAGAUGCCAGCUCGCCGAAGAGACGGAACGGAGAAAAGUGUGCAGGAUAUAAUCACCUUGCUGAAGGUGACAGAUCCCGACGACGUGCCUGCUUUCGUGGCAAAGGACCUGCACAAGCUGCCCCCUGUCACCUUUGAUCACGUCGAUGUUACCCGGUUGCUCAAGGACAUCAUAUCCUUGAAGACAAGCCUGGCGGAGGUACAGUCGAAGCUGAUGUCAUCCGAAAAUACCAUCGGAGAACUCCGUGCGGAAUUAUUGGCAUUACGCAACGCUGUACGUUGUAAGUGGGUCACCAAGACUGUGCACCGACGACGCAAACACAUAUUGCAGCUAAUGUAUCGGUCAGCAGUUUGGAUCGGCGAAGGCGCAGGCAUCGCCACGUGCGGGCGCUGCAGUGAGUCACUCCGCCGAACGGCUAGCGCCUCCGGCGCAGGCUACGACACGUGUGAAAAGAAAGAAAAAGAGGAAGCCUACUUGCCGCAAUCAGUGCGGUACCGCAUGACAGGACAUAACCAUCUGCUGCGUCCUGCUGUACCAGCGACGCUGCUCUACGUGUCCCGUCUGCAUGACUCUACAAAGGUGGAGGAGAUUGUGGAGUUCAUCAAGAUCAAGGCAAAGCUUCAUCUGAAGGUCGAGCAGCUGCACUCUCAGCACAGACUACUUCAAGUCCUUUGUGGUCAGGGUGCCGACUGA